GGCCCUGAACGCCAUGAGCCUGGGUCCCCGCCGCGCCCGCUCCGCUCCGACCGCCGCCGCCGCCGAGGCCCCCGUUGAUGCCGCAGAGCUCCCCCAGCGCCGCCGCCACCGCCUCCGACAUGGACAAGAACAGCGGCUCCAACAGCUCCUCCGCCUCUUCGGGCAGCAGCAAAGGGCAACAGCCGCCCCGCUCCGCCUCGGCGGGGCCCGCCGGCGAGUCUAAACCCAAGAGCGAUGGAAAGAACUCGAGUGGAUCCAAGCGUUAUAAUCGCAAACGUGAACCUUCCUACCCCAAAAAUGAAAAUUUUAGCAACCAGCCCCGUCGCCCCAGUUCACAGAAAAGCAAAACUUUUAACAAGAUGCCUCCUGAAAGGGGUGGCGGCAGCAGCAAACUCUUUAGCUCUUCUUUUAAUGGUGGAAGACGAGAUGAGGUAGCAGAGGCUCAACGGGCAGAGUUUAGCCCUGCCCAGUUCUCUGGUCCUAAGAAGAUCAACCUGAACCACUUGUUGAAUUUCACUUUUGAGCCCCGUGGCCAAGCGGGUCACUUUGAAGGCAGUGGACAUGGAAGCUGGGGUAAAAGGAACAAGUGGGGACAUAAGCCUUUCAACAAGGAACUCUUUUUACAGGCCAACUGCCAGUUUGUGGUGUCUGAAGACCAAGACUACACAGCUCAUUUUGCUGAUCCUGAUACCUUAGUCAACUGGGACUUUGUGGAACAAGUGCGCAUCUGUAGCCAUGAAGUGCCAUCUUGCCCAAUAUGCCUCUACCCACCUACUGCAGCCAAGAUAACCCGUUGUGGACACAUCUUCUGCUGGGCAUGCAUCCUGCACUAUCUUUCUCUGAGUGAGAAGACAUGGAGUAAAUGUCCCAUCUGUUACAGUUCUGUGCAUAAGAAAGAUCUUAAGAGUGUUGUUGCCACAGAGUCUCGCCAGUAUGUUGUUGGUGACACCAUUACAAUGCAGCUAAUGAAGAGGGAGAAAGGGGUUUUGGUGGCCUUGCCCAAAUCCAAAUGGAUGAAUGUAGACCAUCCCAUUCAUCUAGGAGAUGAACAGCACAGCCAGUACUCCAAGUUGCUACUUGCCUCCAAGGAGCAGGUGCUGCAGCGGGUAGUUCUAGAAGAGAAAGUAGCACUGGAGCAGCAGCUGGCAGAAGAGAAGCACACUCCCGAGUCCUGCUUCAUUGAGGCAGCUAUCCAGGAGCUCAAGACUCGGGAAGAGGCUCUGUCAGGAUUGGCUGAAAGCAGAGAGGAGGUCACUGGUGUCGUGGCUGCUCUGGAACAACUGGUGCUGAUGGCUCCCUUGGCGAAGGAGUCUGUUUUUCAACCUAGGAAGGGUGUGCUAGAGUAUCUAUCUGCCUUUGAUGAAGAAACCACUGAAGUGUGUUCGCUGGACUGUCCGUCUCGUCUUGCUCUCCCUGUGGUAGAGGAAGAGGAAACAGUGUCUGAACCAGAGCCUGAAGGAUUGUCAGAGGCCUGUGAUCACUCGGAAUUAGCAGAUGACAAUCUUGGGGAGCGGACCAUUUGCAUUGAGUCCAGCCAGCAGGAACCCAUCAUCAAGCCAGGCAUCACACACCUCAGCAGCUCUCCUUGUUACUACUUUUACCAAGCGGAAGAUGGACAGCAUAUGUUCCUGCACCCUGUGAAUGUGCGCUGCCUCGUGCGGGAGUACGGCAGCCUGGAGCAGAGCCCAGAGAAGAUCUCAGCAACUGUGGUGGAGAUCGCUGGGUACUCCAUGUCUGAGGAUGUUCGGCAGCGUCAUAGAUAUCUCUCUCAUUUGCCACUCACCUGUGAGUUCAGCAUUUGUGAACUGGCUCUGCAGCCUCCUGUGGUCUCAAAGGAAACGCUAGAGAUGUUCUCAGAUGACAUCGAGAAGAGGAAGCGGCAGCGCCAGAAGAAAGCUCGUGAGGAGCGCCGCCGCGAACGCAGAAUUGAAAUGGAGGAGAACAAGAAACAGGGCAAGUACCCGGAAGUCUACAUUCCCCUGGAGAAUCUACAGCAGUUUCCUGCCUUCAAUUCCUAUGCCUGUUCCUCCGAUUCUGCUUCGGGUCCCACCAGCACAGAGGGCCAGGAGGCCCUCUCCCUUUCUCCUCUUAGCAGAAGUCCAGGUUCCCAUGCAGACUUUGUGCUGACCCCUCUGUCGCCCACUGCCAGUCAGGGCAGUCCCUCAUUCUGCGUUGGGAGUCUGGAAGAAGACUCUCCCUUCCCUUCCUUUGCCCAGAUGCUGAGGGUUGGAAAAGCAAAAGUGGAUGUCUGGCCCAAAACUGCUCCGAAAAAAGAUGAGAACAGCUUAGUUCCUCCUGCCCCUGUGGACAGCGAUGGGGAGAGUGAUAAUUCAGACCGUGUCCCUGUGCCCAGUUUCCAAAAUUCCUUCAGCCAAGCGAUUGAAGCAGCCUUCAUGAAACUGGACACACCGGCUACUUCAGAUCCGCUCUCUGAAGAGAAAGGAGGAAAGAAAAGAAAAAAGCAGAAACAGAAGCUCCUGUUCAGCACCUCAGUUGUCCACACCAAGUGACACUACUGGCCCUGGCUACCUUCUCCAUCUUUUUCUUUUUCCCAUGCUUUUGAUUUGCUGCUGUAAUUUUAAGUGUUUGAGUUUGAAAAGAUUAGCUUGGGGGGAGGGGGAUUCCACAACGUGAGGGGGAACCAAGAAAAUUUUAAAUCCAGUGUAUUUUCCAGCUUCCCGUCUUUACACCAAAAUAAAGUAUUGACACUCACAAGACA
Lepus europaeus (European hare) is the source of this 2719-nucleotide messenger RNA. RefSeq names its product ring finger protein 10 (gene RNF10). Lineage: Eukaryota; Metazoa; Chordata; Mammalia; Lagomorpha; Leporidae. The coding region runs from base 78 to 2510 and encodes 810 amino acids. Gene Ontology annotation, molecular function: transcription cis-regulatory region binding. Gene Ontology annotation, biological process: positive regulation of myelination; positive regulation of transcription by RNA polymerase II. The transcript is spliced from 17 exons. The record is from RefSeq and is a predicted model, not a curated record.